UUGAAUAUAAGUUUUUAACUUUUAGUGCUGUAGAUCGAGGAUUGAAUUUUUCCAAUCAUGCAAAGGGAUAGAGACCCUCUAGUUGUUGGACGUGUUAUAGGAGAUGUUUUGGACCCCUUUGAGAAGUCCAUUGCUCUGAGGGUCACUUACAACAAUAGAGAGGUUAACAAUGGCUGUGAGCUCAAGCCGUCUCAUGUUGUCAGCCCACCUAGGGUUGAUGUAGGCGGUGAUGACCUCCGGACUUUCUACACUCUGGUUAUGGUGGAUCCUGAUGCACCCAGUCCUAGCGAUCCCAGCCUAAGGGAAUACUUGCAUUGGUUGGUGACUGAUAUUCCAGCAACUACCGGGGCAAACUUUGGACAAGAAGUUGUGUGCUAUGAAAGCCCACGACCAACAGUGGGGAUUCAUCGAUUUGCUUUCGUUUUGUUUCGCCAAUUGGGUAGGCAGACAGUCUAUGCACCUGGAUGGCGCCAGAAUUUCAACACCAGGGACUUCGCUGAGCUUUACAACCUUGGAUUACCAGUGGCUGCAAUCUAUUUCAAUUGCCAGAGAGAAAGUGGCUCGGGUGGAAGAAGAACAUGAACGAAAAACCUUCUAUCUUAGAACAUGUAUUAAACAAGAAACUAGUCUACGGAAGUGUGCGUAUAUGCUUAUGGUUUGAAUGUGUGAGCUAUAUAUCUAUAUCUAUAUACUUUGUUACACAUACAAGUGUAACGAAUCUAUAACUAUAUUGCAUGAAAAAAUAAAGAGAGGGAGGAGAAAAAACUAGAGUGAAAAUAGGACGUUGAAAAGAAUUAGGAUUCUCCUCUUGAUCAUAUCUUUUUAUUUACCAUAGUGUCAGUGUUGUAUCAAGCUUUUCAUAAUGUUAAAAUAGUAUUAUAUA
Messenger RNA from Carya illinoinensis, 883 nucleotides. RefSeq names its product protein HEADING DATE 3A-like. The transcript is spliced from 4 exons. Lineage: Eukaryota; Viridiplantae; Streptophyta; Magnoliopsida; Fagales; Juglandaceae. The coding region runs from base 58 to 582 and encodes 174 amino acids. The record is from RefSeq and is a predicted model, not a curated record.